AUGAGCAAUCCAAUGGCUCUGCCCUACCUGCGUCUCAGCUCGACCGCUACCCGCCCGGCUUCACCCCCAGGACAGCUUAGUCAUACCAUUGACGCUAUCUUGGGGAUUCGGCGGGACUCUGAACUUUCCAGCCCGGAGCUUUCCCCGGACAGCGGGACAUCUCCGGACGGUAUGUCUUCAGACUCCGACAUCGAUAUCAAAGGCUUGUCGCAAAGCGAAGAAGACAACCAUAAAUUCACAGACAGCAUGAGACACCAGUCCCCAGAGAAAGAUAUGAAAGGCGAUUCUAUGCACGCUACAUACGAGGACGAGCCUUUGGAGGAUGAAUCAAACUCUGCCAAGAAGAAGCAUCGGCGGAACAGGACUACUUUCACCACCUUCCAAUUGCACGAGCUGGAGCGCGCCUUUGAGAAAUCUCACUACCCCGAUGUGUACAGCCGCGAGGAACUAGCUAUGAAGGUCAAUCUCCCCGAAGUCCGAGUACAGGUAUGGUUCCAGAACCGACGGGCAAAAUGGCGUCGACAGGAGAAGUUAGAAAGCAGCAGUAUCAAAGUGAAUGAGACGUAUCCAAUGGCGUCACUGUCUAGUCGGAAGAUGUCCAGCCUUGGCAACACGCUCCCAUUGGAUCCGUGGAUGUCCCCGCCCCUUAUCGGCUCCACCAAUAACAUCCCAACGCUGUCUCCAGUUCUCUCACUGCAAACGUCAUCUGGGCCUUUCCCAACACUUCUGACGUCACUUCCCUUUACUUCUAGUUCAUCAACCCCAUUUUCGCCGCUUAGCCCAGCGUUGACGUCUCUUGGUAGUGUUUUUGGAGUUGUGUCUUCGGGGAAAAGGAACAUUUCUGAUCCGAAAAGUACCAGCAUUGUUUCAUUGAGAAUGAAAGCACGAGAACACAUGGAAACGAUAGAUCGGCAGUUUCCUUGA
Messenger RNA from Liolophura sinensis, 924 nucleotides. Its product is annotated as retinal homeobox protein Rx1-like. The coding region runs from base 1 to 924 and encodes 307 amino acids. Gene Ontology annotation, biological process: positive regulation of transcription by RNA polymerase II. NCBI's taxonomy places the organism in Eukaryota, Metazoa, Mollusca, Polyplacophora, Chitonida, Chitonidae. Gene Ontology annotation, molecular function: RNA polymerase II cis-regulatory region sequence-specific DNA binding; DNA-binding transcription factor activity, RNA polymerase II-specific. The record is from RefSeq and is a predicted model, not a curated record. The transcript has 3 exons.